ACAAGCGAACCAAAAUACGUAAUGACCUUGCCCUAUUCUGGCUCGCUCAUCCUCGCCUUGCAACCCUUCUCCGCCGUCUUCUCCGUCUCCGUCUGCCUCUGCACCGCCGCCGCCCCCUUCUCCGCCGUCUCCUCGCUGAUUUUCGUCUGAUACCUUUUCGAUCGAUCAGGUUCCCCUGGAUUGGUGAUUCAGUAAAUGGCAGAUCAUAGGAAUGGUGGGAACCACCCACCUGCCAGUAAGGGUACCGGUGGAGCUGGAGGUGGGUAUGCAAUCGAUGCCACUACCUUGGUCAGGCGGCUACAGUCUCUUUAUUCUCAUUGGCGGGAACACAGAGAUGAGUUAUGGGGAUCUUCUAAUGCCUUUGCAGUAGCUACCCCGCCUCCUUCUGAUGAUCUUCGCUAUUUGAAGUCUUCAGCUCUGAACAUUUGGUUGCUUGGUUAUGAGUUUCCAGAAACGAUUAUGGUUUUCUCUGACAAGCAGAUGCAUUUCUUAUGCAGCCAGAAGAAGGUAUCCCUACUUGAUGUUGUAAAGAAGUCUGCUAAAGAGGCAGUAGGUGUGGAUGUUGUGAUGCAUGUGAAAGCAAAGAAUGAUGAUGGGGCUACUCAAAUGGAUGCCAUAUUACGUGCCAUUGAAGCUCAAGAAAAAUCAAAUGGAAAUGAUGAUACCCCUGUUCUUGGGUAUAUAGCAAGAGAAGCUCCUGAGGGGAAGCUUUUGGAGAGGUGGACUGAGAAAAUGAAGGACUCAAGCCUUCAGCUUUGUGAUAUAACAAAUGGAUUGGCAGAUCUUUUUGCUGUGAAGGAGGCUGGUGAGAUUACAAAUGUCAAGAAAGCUGCAUAUCUCACUGCUUCUGCAAUGAAGCAGUUUGUUGUUCCAAAGCUUGAGAAGGUAAUUGAUGAGGAGAAGAAAGUAACCCAUUCCUCAUUGAUGGACGAUACUGAAAAGGCUAUUUUGGAGCCAGCUAGAAUCAAGGUGAAACUGAAGGCUGAUAAUGUGGAUAUCUGCUAUCCUCCUAUAUUUCAAAGUGGUGGGAACUUUGAUAUCAGACCUAGUGCUACAAGUAACGAUGAUCAUUUAUACUAUGACUCUGCUAGUGUCAUAAUUUGUGCACUUGGAUCCCGGUAUAAUAGCUACUGUGCGAAUGUUGCUAGGACUUUUCUCAUUGAUUCCAAUGCUACACAGAGCAAGGCUUAUCAGGUUCUUCUUAAGGCCCAUGAGGCUGCUGUUGGUGCAUUAAAACCUGAUAAUAAGGCUAGUGCUGUUUACAAGGCUGCUUAUGCAGUGGUUGAGAAGGAAGCACCUGAAUUUAUUUCUAAUUUGACAAAAUCUGCGGGGACAGGCAUCGGUCUUGAGUUCCGCGAGUCUGGAUUGAGUCUUAAUGAGAAGAAUGAAAGAAUCUUGAAAGCAGGGAUGGUUUUAAAUGUUUCACUUGGUUUUCAGAACAUGCAGACAAAGAGUAGCAAAGCCAAGAGCCAGAAUUACGCGCUAUUGCUUGCUGAUACUGUUAUUAUAACUGCUAAUAGCCAUGAAGUUGUCACUUCAUUAAGCUCUAAAGCUUUUAAAGAUGUUGCCUACUCCUUCAACGAUGGUGAGGAAGAGGAGGACGAAAGGCCACAGGUGAAGGUUGAGGCUAAACGCACAGAGGCUUUGUACUCCAAGGCAACACUCAGGUCAGACAACCAUGAAAUGUCAAAAGAAGAGCUUAGGAGGCAGCAUCAAGCUGAACUCGCGAGACAGAAGAACGAAGAAACUGCUCAACGACUUGCUGGUGGAAAAAAUGCAACAGGAGAUGGUAGAUCUUCUUCAAGAACAUCAAAUGAUCUAAUCGCUUAUAAGACUGUAAACGAUCUUCCUCCUCCUAGAGAUAUGAUGAUUCAGGUAGACCAAAGGAAUGAGGCCAUCCUCAUUCCGUUAUAUGGAAGCAUGGUGCCUUUCCAUGUGGCAACUGUCAAGACUGUCUCCAGCCAGGCUGAUACCAGCCGAAACUGCUAUAUUCGUAUUAUCUUCAAUGUCCCUGGCACACCCUUCUCCUCGCAUGAUCCAAGCUCCAUAAAGAAUCAGGCAGAUAUUUUCCUGAAGGAGGUCUCCUUCCGCUCAAAGGACCCAAGACACAUUAGUGAAGUAGUACAGCAGAUAAAAACACUUAGAAGGAAUGUUGUUUCUAGGGAGUCGGAAAGAGCUGAAAGAGCAUCAUUGGUCACCCAGGAGAAACUUGUGCUUGCAGGGAACAAAUUCAAGCCAAUAAGAUUGACUGAUCUCUGGAUCCGUCCCCCAUUUGGUGGCCGUGGAAGGAAGCUUCCGGGUACUUUAGAAGCUCAUGAUAAUGGGUUCCGAUAUUCGACAUCAAGGUCAGAUGAACGUGUGGAUAUUCUUUUUGGUAACAUUAAGCAUGCCUUCUUUCAGGCAGCAGAGAAGGAAAUGAUCACGCUGCUGCAUUUUCAUCUCCACAACCACAUCAUGGUUGGGAACAAGAAAACAAAAGACGUCCAAUUUUAUGUUGAAGUGAUGGAUGUUGUGCAAACCCUUGGAGGUGGAAAGAGAUCUGCUUAUGACCCAGAUGAGAUUGAGGAAGAACAGAGAGAAAGAGACCGUAAAAACAAGAUCAACAUGGACUUCCAGAAUUUUGUUAAUCGGGUUAAUGAUCUAUGGGGACAGCCGAAAUUCAAGGGGCUUGACCUCGAAUUUGACCAGCCUUUGAGAGAACUUGGCUUUCAUGGGGUCCCUCACAAAGCUUCUGCUUUCAUAGUUCCAACUUCAAGCUGCUUAGUUGAGCUGAUAGAAACUCCAUUUCUUGUUGUCACUUUAAGCGAGAUCGAGAUUGUGAACCUUGAGAGAGUUGGGCUCGGACAGAAGAAUUUUGACAUGGCGAUUGUGUUCAAGGACUUCAAGCGUGACGUGCUUCGAAUCGACUCAAUCCCUUCAACAUCGCUUGAUGGCAUCAAGGAGUGGCUCGACACCACCGACAUUAAAUACUAUGAAAGCAGGCUGAAUAUGAAUUGGCGGGCCAUACUAAAAACAAUCACAGAUGACCCACAAAACUUCAUUGACGAAGGAGGGUGGGAGUUUUUGAAUUUGGAAGCUAGUGACUCAGACUCUGAUAACUCACAGGAAUCUGACCAGGGUUACGAGCCAUCAGAUGUGGAGCCUGAGUCGGAGUCAGAAGACGAGGGUUCCGACAGUGCGUCAUUGGUGGAGUCAGAUGAGGAUGAGGAGGAAGAGGAGGAGGAAGGGUCGGAGGAGGAAGAAGGGAAGACAUGGGAGGAGUUGGAGAGGGAAGCAAGCAACGCGGACAGGGAGCAUGGGGACGAGUCGGACAGCGAGGAGGAGAGGAAACGAAGAAAGAUGAAGGCGUUUGGGAAGUCGCGAGCGGGUGCGAGCAGCAGCGCUCCGAAACGACCGAAGUUCAGGAGGUAAAUCUAUUCUGAGAUUAGAAAUAGUGGGAUUUGUUCUGUUAUUAGGAGUUGGUUGUUUUGGGAAGUUGGAAGGUGCUGCAAUAUUUUGUCUGUUAAAGUAAGGGGAAGAUCGAAUCUGGUAAAGACUUGUUUGGUUUUGAUAUGGUAAUCCAUCAAUAUAUUUGGUGAGAUGAUGAUCUCU
Molecule: messenger RNA, 3591 nt
Organism: Cynara cardunculus var. scolymus (artichoke)
Lineage: Eukaryota; Viridiplantae; Streptophyta; Magnoliopsida; Asterales; Asteraceae
Product: FACT complex subunit SPT16
Exons: 2
Coding region: 196-3411 (1071 amino acids)
Biological process (GO): transcription elongation by RNA polymerase II; positive regulation of transcription elongation by RNA polymerase II
Cellular component (GO): FACT complex
Molecular function (GO): nucleosome binding
Source: RefSeq, a predicted model, not a curated record